CAUUCCAUAUUUUCAUCUCAGUAAUCCCUAAAUCCGAAGUUUUCGUUUACCUUUCCGUUUCCGAUUACUUCCAGCAUGAGUCAAGCCACACCGGAACACGGCGGUUCCACCUCCAUCUCCGAUGGUGGCUCCGUCCUGGCGUCUCCAAGGCGAGCGGCGGCGACCUUGCUCGUCUCUUUAUCGACUCUGGUAGCGCUCUGUGCGAAGCAUGCGAACAGAGCAUCAAAAAAGCUUCAAACGAAACUGAAAUCGAAGCAAUUGCCGCGAUUGGAGUUGCUAUCAUCGCAGGUUUGCCCGAAACGGCUUCUGAAGAGCAUAAGCAACACGGCGAUCACGCUGAUCCAUAAGAAGAAGAAGAAAAACAAGCACGGCAGCGGCGAUACGGAAGAGGAGUGGGGAGACGGCGGAGUCUGGCAGAAGGCGAUCAUGAUGGGGGAUAAGUGUGAACCGUUGAAUUUCUCGGGCGUAAUUUAUUACGAUAGUAACGGGAAACAGCUGAACGAAGUGCCUUUACGAUCGCCACGUGCCAGUCCGUUGCCUGCCUUCCUCGCAACCAGUCCCCGCCAGGUCUACUGAGUUUCACAGAGAGGUUCAGAAUCUUAGCGUCACGCGGGGGUGAUUUCAGGUAGGUCACCUAAGCAUGUGAUUGGAUGAGAAUUGGGAUGUGGCUUCGUUUUUAUUUUGGCCGUGUUUUUGCAAAUUUCUCGUUUGUAUAGUAAUAGAGUGAAAAUAAUUUUGUUGGGUGUAUGUUAAAUAUAAUAUAAUUUUCAGAAUCUGGUUUUAAGAA
Cucurbita maxima (winter squash) is the source of this 787-nucleotide messenger RNA. RefSeq lists its product as uncharacterized. The record is from RefSeq and is a predicted model, not a curated record. Bases 76 to 576 code for a protein of 166 amino acids. The transcript has a single exon. Lineage: Eukaryota; Viridiplantae; Streptophyta; Magnoliopsida; Cucurbitales; Cucurbitaceae.